This is a messenger RNA of Cokeromyces recurvatus, 1578 nucleotides long. RefSeq lists its product as uncharacterized. The record is from RefSeq and is a predicted model, not a curated record. The coding region runs from base 1 to 1578 and encodes 525 amino acids. The transcript has 2 exons. NCBI's taxonomy places the organism in Eukaryota, Fungi, Mucoromycota, Mucoromycetes, Mucorales, Mucoraceae.
AUGGAUAAACUACUUAUUGAAAUCUUAGAGCUAGUCUUGAAACAUACUUCUUUGAUCGAGCGCUUCAAGAUUGCGACACUUUGUAAAAGUUUAUACGAAAAAAUACGCCACAUUCCUCUAGAAAUCAUAUACAAUAUUAAUUCAAAGAAUGGUGUACAUUCAAUUGGAUCUUUCUUUUAUUCUUCUGUAGUCAAUGUUAAUGUCAUUAUUGAUGAAGAUCCCGUAAACUAUGAUAGCUUGAAAAAAAUGCUUAGCACAUUUUACUGUUUGAGAUCAAUUACAAUAAAGGGAAAAAUACCCCCAAUGAUGGCUAAACGAAUACUUGCAACUUUUCCCAUGUCACCUUCAAUUAUUGAUUUAAAAAUAUACUGUGAUUCAACUUCAAAGACAAUAAUGCAGAAGCACGUACAAUCAAUUACAAAGAGAGAUAUUAUCAUAGAAGAUAAUGAGUCAUUAAAUAAAAAAAGAAAGAGAACCAUUUUCACAGUAGAUACACCUUCACCAAUAAAAGAAGCCCUUCGGCCAAUGAAGCAAAUGUAUGAAGCAAGUAAGCUUGAGUUUUGCAAAUUAAUGUCAUUAGAUGCUCAACCAAAUACCAAUGUUCCUGCCGCGCUUUUAAGCAAUAAUCUAGCAAAAAGCUGUGAAUAUAAAAAGCUUCAAAUUAAAGACUUGGAUGAUUUUUGCUUGCAAGAAAAUUUAGAGUUGCAGGAGAUUAAUACGAUGGCAAGCAAACUUUCAAAUAAAUUGGCGGAAUGUAUUAUUCAGUUUGAUGAUCACUGGAUAAUGGUCACAGAAUAUGAAAUGUAUGUUCGUAAUUGUCGAUACAUCGAUGACUGUGCUCAAGAUUCUUUUUGGUUAAUGUAUCCAGACGAAUUAGAAGUAUAUGAAAUAAAAAAAAACGAAAAAGGGCACUCAUGGACAGAAACAUGUAUGUUUUGGGAUCGCCUUGAAUUCUUAGUAACAGGAGGUUUUCGCGGUAACUAUUCUGAUGAUGCCGUUAUUCCAUUUCUUGGAUCAGCUUUGCAACCUUUGCGGCCUGUCAAUUCAGGAACAAAAAUUAGUACAAAAAAUGUAAUAAUUAAAACAAUCCCCUGCGCCACUAUUCAGACUACAAGAAGACUACAACAAUAUAAUAAGUCUGCAGCAAAGCAAAGGUGGCUCUUCAAAUCAUCAAAAUUCGUAAAAAAAGGGUUCCAUACAACAAAUCCAUUGGAAGUGUACAAGUUUGGAAGAAUAGUCAACAUGGCAUCUGUUGCAUCAUUUUUACUAUCGAAGAUCGUUGAUGGAGAAUUCUCUAAAAAUGACAUUCAGUUCACUUUAAAAUUGUUAGCAGAGACAAAAUUGUUUCCAGAUAUGAAAAAUGACAUUAAAUUAUUUAUGUUUAAAAGAAAACUUAAACUAGUAGUAAAGCUUCCAACUUCACAUCAGGUGAUCAUCAAAUGCUUCUUCAAGUUAGCGGAAGGAAAUAGGCUUCAGCUGUCAAAUGAUAACAUACUGUCUGUUUAUAGAGGAACUUUAGCGAACUAUUGUAAAAAUGAAGAUAUAAAAAAGAUCAAGCAAAAACUAUAUUUAUUGUAG